UUAAAAUCCCGCUUAAACAUUUCACCGCUUCGAUUGCAGACCUGAACGGGCAGAAAGUUCGGUGCACGCUGAACCGGAGAAACAAAAAUGCAUUUGAAAUCCACAAGAGAUUCCAAUCACUCGCAACCAACGAACACAACUACAAAUAAAUUAUGUCUGCUGACUUCAUGAUUUCUGCCUCUGGAGUAAAGAAAUAAUUCUGGAUUCACUGGAAAACCAGGAGGGUGGAGCCAUGUAUAUAUCCUGUGAAGUGCCGAAUGGGGAAGCUGCCGUGGAGCCGGAGACGGGAUAUGUGCCCAACAAUCCCUUGUUCGGGCUUCCGCUCGACAGUCCUCAGGACUGUCCGGAAUCCUGCGGUGGCUGCGUGUCGUGUCAAGGAGCCUCAUCGUUACCGAUUUCAACCCUGGGCGGCUCGGAUUUCGACUGCGGAAACUGUCUCGACCACAACGGUGUUCUCAGCUCAUCACAAAAUAACUCACAAACAAACCUCACCGGUAACUAUUGGAGUUCAGAAGAUAUGACUUCAAGCUUCCCUGGACUGCCACCGCUAGAAAUCGAUCCAUUGCCAAGUUUAUUCCCGUUCUCACCCUGCGGUGCUUCGUACAAUUUUUCAGCCCCACAAGCGUCACUCUCAUAUACAGUGCAUCCACAAAUGUUGGUCUCACCGAACCAUCAUCAUCAGUCACAAUCGCAGAACAGCUCAUCCUACAGUUCGCAGACAUACUAUGAUUCAGCUUGUGGUCAACAUGCUCCACCGCCUGCCGCUAUAUAUCCCAGUAUGAGUGUCAAUGUAAGUAUGAAUAUGACCAUGCAUGGUUAUGGAUCGGAUGCAUCAGUUCCUAUGCAAUGUUCGCAGAUGCAAUGGACACCACAGAACAGCGCCUCGACGGUGAAUGUCCUUUAUCCACCACUUUUGAGCCCCAGUCACUAUCCGGGCAGUGCUACCUAUUCCUUCACUGCAGACUUUCGACCGCCAACGAGUAGUCAAAGUACGAAUUCGAUAUCAGAACCAACGAAAAUUCCGUCACCAUCAUCACAACGAAAUUAUUAUUCCACAAAUAUUUCUGCUUAUUCUCCAUCAAAAAGUCCUUCGUUCAGUCAAAUUAAAGAUGCGAAAUCGUUCGGGAUUGGAUUCGACGAGGAGGACAGCGGUGACGGUCUGAGCUCGGAUUCGAAGCCUAACCUCUGUAGAUUGUGUGGGAAGACCUAUGCAAGGCCAAGUACUCUAAAAACGCACCUAAGAACGCAUUCAGGGGAGAGACCUUACAGGUGUCCAGAUUGCAAUAAAAGCUUCUCGCAAGCAGCCAAUUUAACCGCUCACGUACGCACACAUACAGGUCAAAAACCAUUUCGAUGUCCUAUCUGCGAUCGACGUUUCUCACAAAGUUCAAGCGUAACGACCCAUAUGCGAACGCAUUCAGGCGAACGUCCUUAUCGAUGUCGAGCCUGCAAGAAAGCAUUUUCCGAUAGUUCCACACUAACGAAACAUCUACGAAUUCAUAGCGGUGAGAAGCCAUACCAAUGUAAAUUAUGUCUCCUCAGAUUCUCACAGUCCGGCAACCUCAAUAGGCAUAUGCGCGUGCAUGGUUCCAAUGGCAAUUUGAUAACGUGACAACGACAAUUUCAACGAAUCUCCGAAAAUCCCUACAACAUAAAGCGGCCAACUCAAAAUUACAAUGGCUCCACCACCGAUUUUUUCCUCAGCACAGAACAAAGUCAACGACGUAAAUUCGAUGAAAUGUACAAAAACAAUCUUUUUGGGUUAUACUAAGGACUGGGAGGAGUUGAGUCUAUAUUAGAAACAGGAAGGGCAAAUGGAAGGAAAGAUUACUAAAGUUUUGGAUUUAAAGGAAGCAGGAACCCCACUAUCUGUCACCGUAGAUAAUGGUAUGAACAGCGCUGGAAAGUACCAAAAAUCUUCAAAACCACUUCAGAUUGAACGGUGACAAUAUCGACAGACUUUUAUCCAAACCUUGAAAAAGAUAAAUGUCGAAUUUUAGUUACAACAACCUCGACUUCAUGCUAUUGACUGCGUACAGAAAUGCAGGUAUUAAAGGCUACGGUAAUGCAGUUUAGUUCGCCCAAUACUCACGUAACCAUCUUAAAUUUAAGCAGUUCCUAGCAAAUCCGAAAUGGUCACAAAUUUCGAAAGACGUUUUUGAAUACUAGAUAACAUAGGUAGACCCUUAAAAUGUCUACUUUAUCCUAACAUUUUCACAAGGACUUUCUGUGCAAAAGAUGAUUUCAAUAGGGAUAGGUCUUGCAAUGUAGUCUUAAGAUGGAGUAUUUCCCAAUAUCUCAAAAAAAGGCCCUUGCAAGCAAUCUGAAUAGAGCAGGAUCAAGGAUCAGAUGAACACUUUUAAGUGGCAACCCCAUUGGGCUAAUAAAAAACUUAUAUUUGCAUGGGGAACUAAUGACUGCUGGAAGAUGCGAUUUAAUUUUGGAAUAGUAUCCAGGCCAGCCAGCCCAAGAAGAGCUGACGGGUUCGGGGCUUUAUUUUUUUCCUAUUAGCGUUCCUUUCAUGAUGAUUCCAAUAAGAUAAUCAACAAUAAAUUUGAUUAACAAAAUUUUCUUCCCGUAUAUGGCGUUUGAUAGAGGAGGCUAGGACCAAUUUUCGUGGAACAG
Hermetia illucens (black soldier fly) is the source of this 2625-nucleotide messenger RNA. Its product is annotated as protein glass. Bases 233 to 1612 code for a protein of 459 amino acids. The transcript is spliced from 9 exons. Gene Ontology annotation, molecular function: RNA polymerase II cis-regulatory region sequence-specific DNA binding; DNA-binding transcription factor activity, RNA polymerase II-specific. The record is from RefSeq and is a predicted model, not a curated record. Gene Ontology annotation, cellular component: nucleus. NCBI's taxonomy places the organism in Eukaryota, Metazoa, Arthropoda, Insecta, Diptera, Stratiomyidae. Gene Ontology annotation, biological process: regulation of transcription by RNA polymerase II.